Messenger RNA from Apis laboriosa (Himalayan honeybee), 922 nucleotides. Its product is annotated as 26S proteasome non-ATPase regulatory subunit 10-like. The record is from RefSeq and is a predicted model, not a curated record. Gene Ontology annotation, molecular function: protein binding. Bases 153 to 833 code for a protein of 226 amino acids. The transcript is spliced from 4 exons. NCBI's taxonomy places the organism in Eukaryota, Metazoa, Arthropoda, Insecta, Hymenoptera, Apidae.
UGAAUAAGUUAUGCAUAUUUUUUAUCAUAUUUUUAUUUUGAUUUAAAUUAUAAAUUGACUUUCGAUGUGAUACUUACUUCAAACAUAAAUAUUAUAUACUAUACAAUAAUAUUAUAUACUAUACAAAACUAAUUAAAUACAAAAUAUAAAAAAUGUCUGAACAAUCAAUUUAUGAUAUGGCUUAUCGUGGUAAAACUACAGAUGUUAAGAAUUUAUUAAAUGAAAACGAAAAGUUAAAAAUAGCUAAAGAUAAUAAUGGUCGAAUGUUAAUACAUUGGGCAGCACUAGGAGGACAUGAUGAUUUAGUAAGAUAUUUAUUAUCUCUUGAUGUACCAGUAGAUCCUACUGAUGAUACAGAUAUGACACCAUUAAUUUUGGCAGCAUCAGCUGGUCGUGAAAAAGUUGUUAAUAUUUUAUUAAUUGAAGGUGCAUAUGUUAAUGCCAAAACACAAGAAGGUCAUUCAGCAUUGCAAUAUGCAGCAUCAAAAAAUUGGAAAUCUAUUUGUGCUGCAUUACUAGAAAAAGAUGCCAAUGUUAAUAUUACUGAUAAUCGUGGAGCUACACCAUUACAUAGAGCUGCAUCCAAAGGCAAUAUUGCUAUUGUAAAACUUCUCAUAGAAUAUGGACGAAAUUUAGACAUUGAUAGCAAAGAUGCUGAUGGAAAUAGUGCAUUACAUUUGGCAUGUGAAGAAAAUCGUGUUGAUGAAGCAAAAUUAUUAGUACAGAAUGGUGCUAGUACAACAUUAAAGAAUAAACAAAAGAAAACACCUUUAGAUUUAGCAACUCCAAGAUUAGCACAACAACUAAAAGAAAUAGAGGAAGAUUCAUCUUAAAUAUUAAAAAAAAACAUUGAUAUUAUUGACUCAGUGAUAUCUAGUUAAUCUUUAUUUUUAAAAUUAAUUUAAUUUAUGACAAUAUAAAA